UGUUUUUAAUGGUGAAGCAGUAGUUUCCACGGUUUUUAAACACGAUGUCUUCCGGCUUGUGUGAGCAUUUUAUACUUACCACAAAGGAAAUGCCCUUCAUUCAUCAUGAACAACAAAACAAAAGCUGCCCCCACAUACGUCAGCAGAAUUUAACCAAAGUCUAAGUCCUAUGUACACAACAAUUGACGUUGAUUCUUGUGAUAUAGAGCAUGUCAAAUAUGACGUCGAACAUUCCAGGGUCUUCCAGCGGAAACCCUGUCAUCCGUGAGAAAUAAAGUCACAUGUCUCUAAUCUCUCGAGUAUUGUUAUCUUAUAAGCAUGUAAACAAAGCAAAAUUUGCAUUUGACGAGUUCACACAACACCGGCAGCAUCUCGGUCUGAUCUCUGUAUUCGCGCCAUCGCCAUGAACAAGUGGAUGAUAUCUCGAUAUAAGGUUCGAUUUAAAGGUCGCGGUGUCGAUGUGUACAGUGGUUUCUACGACAUACUGGCUUGGAUUGUACAAAUUCAGUUAGAUUCUUUAUACUUGUUUGGUUCGGUGUUGUUAGCACUUCAAGUUAUGUGGAGGAAAUUAUUUCCAAUUUCGCAGCAAAAAGUAACGAAGACAGACAUCUCUCUCUCGUCAGAACACUACGACUCUCGGACUUUUACCGUUAGAGAGUUACAGCAGUAUGAUGGUAUUCAAGAGAAAAGAAUAUAUUUUGCCGUCAAUGGAAAGGUGUUCGAUGCUACAAACACAAAGGACAUUCAAUUUCUCGACGGACCUUUCAACUGCUUUGCGGGUCGAGAUGCCAGUCGUGCGUUAGCAACCUUUACUCUAACUGAACAAUUGAGUAGCUUAUCUGAAAUGGACGACCUGUCGGACCUUAAUCCUCUCCAAAUGGAUAGUCUGUUUCAUUGGGAGAUGCAGUGUUCAGAAAGAUACCCACGUGUAGGAACACUUGUUCGAAGUCAUCAGCCACGUGCUCUUCAAUACGCUUGCAUAAGAACAAUUUGCGCCUCUAUUAGUGAACUGAAAGGUCCAUUAAGAGAGAAGGUGGCAGCUGAGCUCCCUCUACCAAAACUCCUCAGGAAUAAAAUUAUAUCGUCUAGAUAGAAUCCGCCAGCGUGUAUCCCGUCUCUAACCAGCUGGCUGGUACCUCAGAGAUAAUCAAUUAUGACGCCUAAGGUGCUAUUUUCUGAGCAUUUUUAUAGAAGUGGCCUUACGCUGUAAAAAAACGCCAAAAAUUUCUGUCAUUUCAUGUAACGGAUAGUGUGGGUUUUAUUGAACAGACAAUUAAGCUUAUAAGCAUUGUAUAGGGCUUUGUUUUGUUUUGUUAUGCACUAUUUAUAUAUCGCAGCCUGUCAAAUAUUUUGAUCUUGUUCAAGUAGUCAGAGGCGAUGUGCCAUUUGUAUUCAUUGUUAACAUGGAAUAAUGGUGGCAGUUGUCCAAGACUGAGUGAUUGUAAAUUGAAACAAACGACUCAACACAAAGGAAAAGCAUAAUGCCAUUAAGGAUGGCUGUAAGUCGUAACAUCAUAAAUAGCUCGACACAGCCAGCCAGCAGCUGCACCGCUGGUUAAAAUAGCGCUGGAAAAUUAUUUUUAGAUUUUCAAUUUUAAUGACAAUAAAGAGAGAAUGAAAGAUAAA
Orbicella faveolata is the source of this 1626-nucleotide messenger RNA. RefSeq lists its product as uncharacterized. The record is from RefSeq and is a predicted model, not a curated record. Gene Ontology annotation, cellular component: membrane; endomembrane system; endoplasmic reticulum. Lineage: Eukaryota; Metazoa; Cnidaria; Anthozoa; Scleractinia; Merulinidae.